Molecule: messenger RNA, 2935 nt
Organism: Drosophila innubila
Lineage: Eukaryota; Metazoa; Arthropoda; Insecta; Diptera; Drosophilidae
Product: flocculation protein FLO11
Exons: 3
Coding region: 23-2845 (940 amino acids)
Molecular function (GO): protein binding
Source: RefSeq, a predicted model, not a curated record
AACCUGUGAAUCGUCCCACAACAUGUUGUUCUAUUUCUCCAGUUUGAGUCUCCUAACAGUCGCCUGGAGCUGGGGCUAUGGCGGAUCAGAAUAUUAUACCCCAUACUGUGAUCAUAUUGUGUGUCCGUCGACCCCAAGUAGAGAACGUGUAUGUGCAAAGUCGAUGAUUACAAAUCAGGAAGCCACCUUUGACAAUGCCUGCGAAGUUCAACGUUAUGACUGCUUAUCUGAAGAAUCUUGGCAUAUCAUCAAUAUGGGUACUUGUGACUGCCCAACCGAGUGUCCCCGAAAUUCGAAUCCCGUCUGUGCCGUACUAGGAUCAACUUGGAGAACCUUUAAAAGUGCCUGCGAAUUGCGAAAGCACAUAUGCUCUUCCAAAGAACUCUGGAGACAAGAUAAUGAUGAAAUGUGUGUGCUUUUACCUCACCUUGAGCCUUAUCCUCCUUAUGGUCAACCUCGAUAUGGAGCAUCUGCUUAUGGAGCCCAACCUUAUGGUUCUCCUUUCUAUGGAGUCCCUCCAGCUUAUGGACCACAUGUUUAUAAAUCUCCUGCUUAUGCACCUCAACCGCCAAUAUCGUAUUAUAAUGCUGGUUAUUUGAAUCCCCCACCAAGUCCAUAUCAGAAGUCACAGAUGCUGCCAUACCACAUAUACAUAUCCAGGGAUACUUUGCCCACUGAGCUUAACGGUGCAUCUAACUUGGAAACCACUGAAUCUUCAGUUAGCCCUGAUACCGAAACAACUUCAAGUCCGAUUCCAACAGAAUCUACAACAGAUGAUAAUUCGACAUUAAUAGCUGCAUCCAACAAUGCUCCGAAAAUUCGAAAGACCAGCAAAAGUAGAGAUGGAAUUGAAGCUUCCAUGGGUAAUUCAACAACUGCCUCUAGUGUUACAACAGAAACCCCAAAAACUUCAGAGCAGUUCACGACGCCUGAAACAACAACAAAAGCUCCUUUGAGCUCAACACCGCAACCAAAUCUGAGCUCUUCAACAGAAUCCGAUCUUGAAGCUCAAAGUUUGAACAAAGAUGCCAAUAUGAAUCCUAGUCAAGGUGCUUCAGAUAAUAGCACAUCUACUUCGGUAAAACCAAUCAGUUCUGAGGAGUCAACGACCCCAGAAUCAAGAACAGAAGCGCCUUUGAAUGAGACUUUAAUGACUUUAAAUGAUCCCACAACAAUUCGAACUGAUUCCGCAAUUGUCGAGAAUGCUUCAGAUCUUGAAGCUAAAAGUUUAAAUGAGGAUUCUACGUCAAUUGCCGUUUAUGAAAUUACUGAGAACUCAUUAUCAGGCUUGACGACAGAGUCCACAAAAGGGUCAAAAGAUUCUGCGAUAGCAGAGAAAGAUUCUGAACUUAAAAUUAUAACAGCCAAUGCUGUGGACAAUACCACAUCUUCCUCGGUUCCUCCACAAUCGGGGUCCUCUUUAUAUUCCCAGGAUUCUACAACACCUCCAGCAGUCAAUUCUAGGUUAGCUUCUUCUGGUGUUUCAACUGAAGCAUCAUUAAGUUCCACAUCACAAACUAAACUGAACUCGACGACAGAUUCAACUACGGAAUCAAGGUUAGCAAGUUCAUCUGACCCCGAAACAGCUGAGAAAAAUGUAGAUCUUGAAGUGAAAAGUUUAAAUGAAGACUUUACUACUACUUCUUCAAAGGAUUAUACAUCCUCUACAGCUAUCAACUUCAAAUUGGCUUCCACCAAUUCCUCAACUGAAGUUCCUUUGAAGGAUCCCACAACUGAAGCUCCAUUGAAUAUAAGUUCUCCUGAUUCCUCAGUAGCAGAGAAUGCUUCUAAGCUUCAAGUUCAAAGUCUAGACAAGGAUACUGCAGAUGACCCUGUAGCCCCACAUUCGGAGUCCUCAUACUACCCACAGGAUUAUACAACCGCUUUGUCAGUCAACUCCAAGUUGGUUUCUGCUGAUACUACUACUUCAUCAUACCCACAGGAUUAUACAAACUCUACAAUAAUCAACUCCAAUUCCUCAACUGAAGUUCCUUUAAAGGAUCCCACAACUGAAACUCCAUUGAGUACAACAUCCGUUUCCAAUUCGACGACAGUUACCGCCACAAGUUCCCCUGAUUCCUCAGUAGCAGAGAAUGCUUUUAAGCUUCCAGUUCAAAGUCUAGACAAGGAUACUGCAGAUGAAUUGAAUUCGACAUCACAAAAUACUCUGAGUUCGACGACAGAGCCGACAACAGAUUCAACGUCCAAAUCCUCAAUAAUAUCUUCUGAAUUCUCAAAGGCUGAUAAGCCUUCUGAGCUUGAAGCUAUAAGUUUAAAUAAGGAUUCUACUAAUGUGACUAUUACGACUUCUUCCUCUGUUCGCCCACAAUAUGAUGCGGCAGGAUCGUCAGCAUACGAUCAGGAUUAUACAACCCCUCCAGUUAGCAACUUGUCUUCUGAUGCCCCAACAGAAGCUACUUUAAAGGAUUCUUUAACGCCAACAAUUUCAGUAGCAAAUAAUGAUCCCGAAUUUCGGUCUACGAGUUCCAGAGAGAAUCGACCUUUACGCUUAGAGCCCAAUACAUCUGAUAAUAAUACACCCUCUUCGUCAUCCAUAUCUCAGGAAACAACUCAAGGUUCGAGGGAUCCUUUCACUGAUUCUACGACAAGAGCUCCAUUAGAUACAACGACAGUUUCGGCUAAAAACUCGACACCAGAAUCUCAAGAUAGAGCUAUGGUGAUACCUUCAAAUGAAAAUACAUAUCCAAGCCGAGUUAUUCUGCAACUGUCUGAAGAUGAAAAUGCACAAACAGUUAAGAUCAAUAAUUCAAACAGUAAUUCUGUUUGGAUCUUAUUUCUGCCAUCGUCGAAAGGCAAACCAAUUAAUAUUGUAAAACAGGACUGAUCCAAUAACACCAAUUAUAAUAUGCAUAUUUUCUUUAAAUUACUAACAUAAAUAUUAAACAAAUUAAAAAACUAAAACUACAUUAUUAAA